AUGGAAGAAACUAAUAACUCCUCGUUGAGACUGAAGAUUAUUGUUGUUGGUGAUCCUUCAAGUGGAAAGACUAGUUCUAUUCAUCAAUUUUGUGAUGGGAUUUUUGAAGAUAAUUAUCAACCAACAAUUGGGGUAGAGUUUUCUUCUAAGUUUAUUACUGUUAAUACAAAUGAAGUUGAAUUAAGAUUAUGGGAUAUUGCAGGACAAGACCAUUAUGCAGGGAUGAGUAGAGUAUAUUAUAAUGGUGCAUUAGGUGGAUUGGUAAUGUGUGAUGUAACAAAUAACACAUCUAUUGAAGGAGUAAAGAAAUGGAAAGCUAAUAUUGAUGAUAGAGUGUUAUUUAAUAAUGAAAAAAUUCCUGUUUUAUUAAUUGGUAAUAAAGCAGAUUUACUUAAAAGUGAUGAAGAAAAAGAUGCUGCAGCAGCUAAACUUAAAGAAAUUGCUAAUUCAAAUGGAUUUAAAGGGAUGCUUUUAGUAUCAGCAAAAACAGGAUUUCAUGUUGAAGAAACAAUGGAAAAUAUUGCCAAAUUAAUAAUUGCACAAUUUGGUAAUGUAUUAGAAGCAGAAGGUAAUGAAGAUGCAAGUAGUUCUAUUGAUUUAAUGUAUCUUCCAGAUGUGAAACAAAAAAGAGGGUGUUGCAAUUAA
This is a messenger RNA of Entamoeba dispar SAW760, 645 nucleotides long. RefSeq names its product rab17, putative. NCBI's taxonomy places the organism in Eukaryota, Evosea, Mastigamoebida, Endamoebidae. Gene Ontology annotation, molecular function: GTPase activity; GTP binding. The transcript is spliced from 3 exons. Bases 1 to 645 code for a protein of 214 amino acids. The record is from RefSeq and is a predicted model, not a curated record.